AUGGGAUUUGGAAGAAAGAUUGAUGAUGAAGAUGAAACAGCCAAAAAUAUAAACACAAAUAAUUUAAAAGAAGAUUACGAUAAUAAUAGUAAUUUUGGUGCUGUUGAAGAUAUUCACUUUGAUGCUUAUGCGGGAUUAUGUGUAACAUCUUAUGAAGAUUAG
Funneliformis mosseae is the source of this 162-nucleotide messenger RNA. NCBI's taxonomy places the organism in Eukaryota, Fungi, Glomeromycota, Glomeromycetes, Glomerales, Glomeraceae. The record is from the annotation of a GenBank genome assembly.